UUCGUAUAUUAUGAGCAAUGAUUUAGACUGAUAUAUCAGAUAAUAAAUAGAGGCCAAUAAUCACCAACGCUUUCAUCAAAUUCAUUUCAGUUUCAGAAAUCAGAAAUGCUGCUCGUCCCUCCUUCAUUGCCGCCGUCGUUUCCACCUGCCUAUUUCGCCUCCGCCCGCCAUUCGCGCCUUUGUACGACGCUUCGGCGCCACCUGGUUGCCGCGACUAAUGAAGUCGACGCCUUCACGCAAUACUCCGGCUACCUCUUCCAGCUCAGCUCAUCUGAAGCCGAAUCACUCAAUGAAUACAAAAUAUCCAAAAUCGCCGCCAUAUAUCAGAAGAAGCCUCUGAUUCUCCUCCGCCGCUUGCUGCAGACCGCUACCACUCUCUGCCGCUGGUUCGCCCUCCGCUAUUAUGACCGUAUCACCGAGCGUGCGGACGUCAUGUUCGAGGCCAGAGCUGCUGAAUUGAGGAAGAUAUUAGUACAACUUGGCCCGGCUUAUAUUAAGAUAGCUCAGGCCAUUUCGUCUCGACCUGAUUUGAUACCGCCCACAUAUUUGGAUGAACUUUCACUCUUACAAGAUCGAAUUACACCAUUUUCAACAACAGUUGCAUUUGAUAUAAUAGAACAAGAACUUGGAUUACCGAUAGAUGUACUAUUUUCAGAAAUCUCCCCUGAGCCAGUGGCAGCAGCAUCACUUGGACAGGUUUAUCAAGCUAGGCUUCGAUCAAGUGGGAAGGUUGUUGCCAUAAAAGUGCAGAGGCCUGGAGUUAGAGCUGCAAUCUCAUUGGACAUACUGAUCUUGCGUUUCUUGGCAGGGGUUGUAAAGCGAGUAGGAAGAUUUAACACAGACCUCCAGUCAGUGGUUGACGAAUGGGCCACAAGCCUUUUCCGGGAGAUGGAUUACAUCCAAGAAGCAAAAAAUGGAGUAAAGUUUAGACAGUUAUACGGCAGCAUAAAUGAUGUUGUGGUUCCUGAAAUGUAUGUUGAGCAAACAUCUGGCAGGGUUCUUACCAUGGAAUGGGUUGAGGGUCAAAAGCUAGCGGAAGUGAAGGAUCUUUACAUGAUUCAGGUGGGGGUCUAUUGUUCAUUCAAUCAACUCCUAGAGUUUGGGUUUUAUCACGCUGAUCCGCAUCCUGGGAACCUGCUUCGCACAUACGAUGGGAAACUAGCCUACCUAGACUUUGGAAUGAUGGGUGAAUUCAGAGAAGAACUUCGUGAUGGCUUUAUUGAAGCUUGUCUCCACCUUGUUAACCGUGAUUACGAUGCACUUGCAGUAGACUUUGUAACUCUUGGGCUUCUUCCACCUACAGCUGACAAGGAAGAAGUUACAAAAGCAUUAACAGGUGUCUUUCGAGGUGCUGUUGACAAAGGAGUUCGCAACAUAAGCUUUGGGGAUCUUCUUGGAGAUUUGGGAUUCACCAUGUACAAAUACAAGUUCAGGAUUCCAUCUUAUUUCUCGCUUGUCAUAAGAAGCCUGGCUGUUUUGGAAGGAAUCGCCAUUAGCUCUGAUCCAAAUUACAAAGUUCUGGGCAAUACCUACCCUUGGAUUGCCAGAAAAGUGCUUACUGGAAGCUCCGCGAAAUUGAAUUCUUCAUUGCAAACUCUUCUUUACAAGGAUGGUGUAUUCAGAAUUGAUCGACUGGAGUCUCUCUUAUCAGAGUCACUGCGUGCCAGGACAGAAAGAGCUUUGGUUGAAGAACAGGUAGAAGACAACUCUAAGAAGAUGAUCAAGCAAGUUCUUUCCUUUACUUUAGAUGAAACGGGAGCAUUCGUGAGAGAAAUACUUCUUGAUGAACUUGCUAAGGGAUUGGAUGCACUUGGAUUAGCGACCUUGGACUCACUUACAGCAAACCUACCCUUCAGGCCAAGUUCGACCUCCAUGACUGAUGAAGAUAUCAACAAUCUGCAAACUCUGAGACGCCUUACGCUAUUAAUUUCAGAGCUUCAACGAACUGAAACUUCUGCAGCGGGAGUCAACAUCCAGAAACAACAGUCAGAUGGAGCCGCACUGGUCCCUUAUGGAUCGAAAUCUGCUCAGGAAAUGCUGCCAGUUCUUUUCUCUGCAAUUUCUGAGCUCCCACAAGAUUCACAACAACAAUUGCUAAGACUGCCAGCAGAUCUGGCCGGAAAACUAGUCUCACGCAUUGCUGCCAGGACGUUAAAACGGGCAUUCCUAUAAAUUGAUCAAAGUUGUGCUGGGUUUUUUGAUCAGCUACUACCUGCCUUGUGAUGAGAUGGAGAGAAGCACACAACUCAACUGGAAACACAUACAAUAGCAAUUGGUCUUGAUUCCCUUGUGUGUAUUUAAUCGGCCACUUGUUAUUCACUCAAUUAAUCUUUUUCUUUAAUGGAUUUAUCCUGCUAUUGUGUACGUGAUAUA
This is a messenger RNA of Salvia splendens (bonfire salvia), 2373 nucleotides long. RefSeq lists its product as uncharacterized. Gene Ontology annotation, molecular function: ATP binding; protein kinase activity. Gene Ontology annotation, biological process: protein phosphorylation. The record is from RefSeq and is a predicted model, not a curated record. Bases 106 to 2172 code for a protein of 688 amino acids. Lineage: Eukaryota; Viridiplantae; Streptophyta; Magnoliopsida; Lamiales; Lamiaceae. The transcript has 21 exons.